This is a messenger RNA of Amoebophrya sp. A25, 2788 nucleotides long. Lineage: Eukaryota; Dinophyceae; Syndiniales; Amoebophryaceae. The record is from the annotation of a GenBank genome assembly.
AAAGUGGAUUGUGCGUCAGCACCAAAAACCGCUGCAUGGUCCAGAUUCGAACCAAUGCCUUCGGGAUGACAGUCCCUUGUCGGGUUCGAGACUUGAUAACGAUCAAGACUGGCACGACCCCGACGUGUGGCGAAGAGCACCAGGGGCGACACGGUACUUCCUCUCCAAGGAGUGUCGACGAGGAUAAGAAUGCUAGAAGUAUCCUCAAAGAUAUGUCCUUCUGCUCCUCUUCCUACAACAAGACGAAUCUGAUGACCAGGAACUGCGGUUCGUUCAAUAUCAUGGACAUGCUUGGUUCCAGUCCGAGCAGUAGCAUAUCAAAGAAUACCGAUGAAUUACGUGUGCAAGGCUCAGCAUCUUCAACAAAGGAAGUGGCUGAGCAAAGGCGGGGGAACCAUCAGAACUCUCGUAAAAAGGACAAGCAUUGUAAUUGUUCACCUAUGUUGCACUUCUGGGUGUCUUCCGCCAUGGAAAGAUUUGCCAAAAACAGGGCCAGAACGGAGAAGUUUUUCGAAACGCUGAGAACGAAUGAGAAGGACGGUCUGUGUCUCGAAAACAGACAGCAGCAAGCGCAUUGUUCGGGACAAGCAGGCUCACGAAGAGCAGCUCCUUCGCCAGGACAGCAAACACUUGGAGAUGGUAAGACUCAGCUUGUCCCACAUUUAUCUGAUGUUGCGAGGGAACAAACUUUUUUUGGAGAGCAUUCGCAAUUCGAUUUGUCCUGUGGCGCCUUAAUUUGCCAGAAAUCUGAAGCCAAGGCCUUGAAGGAUCAGGUUCAAGGAUUGGGCUUUUUCGACAAAAUAUUUGGCGUGAAAAAAGUGUGGAUCGCUGCAGAGGGUAUAGAAAGGAUGCUUGUUGGCCUGAAUGCACAGGGAGUGGAGAAAGCCCUCGCCUCAUCUUCUGAAGACGCGAAUGAGCGAGGCACCUUCUACAUUAACAAGGAUACAAAAGUUGUGGUUGUCGAUGCAAAAGCGAGACGCGAAAUGCUAGCGACUUGCUUGAAGACAUUAGGGAGUCCGGCCAGGGACGUCGAGGUCCAUAGAGGCGAUUCCGCCACGCCCCAAACAGGAGGAAAAAUCACAACUUCAAGACACAUGGACCGACUGAGGAAAGUGCAUGCUUUCACGUGGGAUAAGGCGAAUUUUCGACAUGAACUGGAUGAGAAAAGUCCUCAAUUUUCCGUGUUUUCUUACUUGAAGUAUCUUCUAGCACGCCAGGCCCAGGCCGAUGCGGGUGCCAGGGAAGCUGGGGUGGGAGAACAGGAACCACGCCGUAUAAAUAGUUUAUCCGCCUUUCUGACUAGUGUGCGAAACAAUUGGGUCGAGAAAGAAAAUAUUCCCGAUGAUUUUCUUCCAAAUUUUCUCUGUGGCCAAGAACUAGGUGGUUGCCCAUGGUUCGAAGAUUUGCGGUCAGAAGAAGAACGAGAAAAGAAUCCAGUGCACUACCAAGUUCAAGGCAGGUUUGCCUUCGUCGGAAAUCUCAGUGAGGAGUUUUUAGCUAGGGUGAAAGGCGGUAAAACAUUUUGGCUUGCCGUGUGGGCGUUCUUGGUCCGCAGGCAUCCAGAAGUGGAGGUUAUUGGCAUACUAGGCGAGAUCAAGAACGACGACUUUCGAAGUCCAAACGGAAUUCAGCUCUUUCUUUCUCUUGAAGAGCAGGAAAGUACCGACAAUGUUCAUCCGGCCUUCAAGAUAAACUUUAACCCGAGCACUUCUAUUGCCACUUUUUCUAGUUCAACCUCGUCACCACGACAUGGAGGUCUUUGCGCUUCCCCAGGUGAUAAGGAUUUCUUCUGGAAUAAGGUAGCCGAAAACGGGGUCUUGUACACCUGGCACGUGCUGAAAACCAUGUUCUGCAAAGGCAAUAUUUCGGAAAAGCUUCGGGUCCGGAGUGAUGAUCCGCAAACCGGGUACAAGAUUGAAAAAGACGAGACUGUGGUGGACUUAUUCGCGGGGAUCGGGUACUGGACUCUACCUAUUCUGAAACAAAUGGGAAAGGAAGGGAAAGUUUACGCCUGCGAAUGGAAUCCGGAAUCGAUUGAGGGCUUGAGGAGAGGUUAUUUUCUGAAUUUCCCUACGUCGAACAAAGGGAAACUAGAAAUGGACUUGGAGCAACAACAUGACCAUGAACACGGGCAGCAGCAAGUAAAGCUAGAGCCUAACUCUUCGAUCAUAUCGAGGUUAGAGAUAUUGGAAGGUGAUUGCCGUUUGGUGGCGCCGAAAAAAGUUGCUGAUAGAGUGAUUCUAGGCUUGCUCCCGUGCACAAAAGACUUCCGGAGAACAGCGGCGGAGGCGCUCAAUUGGGACAAGAAGGAGAAUGUGAAGAGAUUACACAUCCACCAGAACCUGACAGCGGCGGAGUUGUCCUCUUAUUCGGAGAGAGUCUGCAGUGAUUUGUUAGAACUACAAAACGAAAUUCGCAACCGGGAUUACAAAGGGGAUCCGAGUUAUUGCAACUUUGAUGUCAAAGUCACCCAUAUAGCAAAGGUGAAAUCCUACGCGCCAAAGGUCAACCAUUACGUCUUCGAUGUGAUUUUUGCUCCGAAAAAGAAGCUUUCGUCGAGUUAGUAGAUGACACGACAGCAGCAGGUGCAAAUAUACUGUGCACACGAACAUGAUACUCAAUACUUUGUAGGCCAAAUUUGAAUUUUAUCCUGUAUAUGUAGUUCCCGUUCCCCUUUCAGAAGACCCUUUCGCCAAUUCCCAUGAAUUUUUUCCACACAUGCGCAUCAUCGACCUCCAGUCGAGAGGGGCUCGACCACUAAACUGGAUUAUGCUCUAUCUGGCCUAAU